GUGGAAUGGUGGGAGGAGCAGAGAAAGGAGGAGGGAUGGAGUCCCCGUUCUGUUGCAUUCUGGGAAGGUCGCUGCUCCGUCAAUCGCGCGGCCUCCUGGGAGUUGUAGUCGGGAUCCUGAGGCAACCGAUAACAGAAAAGUUUUAAGUUUAUACCAUGGAUAACACCAAGGAAAAGAGUGGAAAUUACAAAGAUGAUCUUCUGCUUAGAGUGGGACUUAAUGAUAAUAAAGCCGGAAUGGAAGGAUUAGAUAAAGAGAAGAUUAACAAAAUUAUAAUGGAAGCCACAAAAGGGUCCAGAUUUUAUGGAAAUGAGCUCAAGAAAGAAAAGCAAGUCAACCAACGAAUUGAAAAUAUGAUGCAACAAAAAGCUCAAAUUACCAGCCAACAGCUAAGGAAAGCACAAUUACAGGUUGACAGAUUUGCAAUGGAAUUGGAAAAGAGCCGGGAUCUGAACAAUACUAUAGUACACAUUGACAUGGAUGCUUUCUAUGCAGCUGUAGAAAUGAGGGACAAUCCAGAAUUGAAGGAUAAACCCAUUGCUGUAGGAUCAAUGAGUAUGUUGUCUACUUCGAAUUACCAUGCAAGGAGGUUUGGUGUUCGUGCAGCCAUGCCAGGAUUUAUUGCUAAAAGACUCUGCCCACAACUUAUUAUUGUGCCCCCAAACUUUGACAAAUACCAAGCUGUGAGUACAGAGGUUAAGGAAAUACUUGCUGAUUAUGAUCCCAAUUUUAUGGCUAUGAGUCUUGAUGAAGCCUACUUGAAUAUAACAAAGCACUUACAGGAAAGACAAAAUUGGCCCGAGGACAAAAGGAAGUAUUUCAUCAAAACAGGAAACUCUCUAGAAAAUGAGAAACCAGGAAAAGAAACUAAUAAACUGAGUGAGCAUGAACGUUCCAUCUCUCCACUACUUUUUGAUGAUAGUCCUCCUGAUUUGCAGCCCCAAGGAAAUCCUUUACAAGUGAACUCUGAAGAACAGAAUAAUCCUCAACUACUCCAAAAUUCUAUUGUUUUUGGAACAUCAGCUGAGGAAGUAGUAAAGGAAAUUCGUUUCAGAAUUGAGCAAAAAACAACACUGACAGCCAGUGCAGGAAUUGCCCCAAAUACAAUGUUAGCAAAAGUAUGCAGUGAUAAGAAUAAACCAAAUGGACAAUACCAAAUUCUCCCCAGCAGACAAGCUGUGAUGGACUUCAUCAAGGACUUACCUAUUAGAAAGGUUUCUGGAAUAGGAAAAGUUACAGAGAAAAUGUUAAAGGCGCUUGGAAUUAUUACUUGUACAGAACUCUACCAACAGAAGGCAUUGCUUUCUCUUCUUUUCUCUGAAACAUCUUGGCAUCAUUUCCUUCAUAUUUCCCUGGGUCUAGGUUCAACACACCUGACAAGGGAUGGAGAAAGGAAAAGCAUGAGCGUUGAGAGGACAUUCAAUGAAAUAAGUAAAGCAGAGGAACAAUAUAGCUUGUGCCAGGAACUUUGCAGUGAACUUGCUCAAGAUCUGCAGAAAGAAGGACUAAAGGGUAGAACUGUUACCAUUAAACUGAAGAAUGUAAAUUUUGAAGUAAAAACUCGUGCAUCUACAGUUUCAUCUGUUGUUUCUACUGCAGAAGAAAUAUUUGCUAUUGCUAAAGAAUUGCUAAGAACAGAAAUUGAUGCUGAUUUUCCACAUCCUUUGAGAUUAAGACUUAUGGGUGUACGGUUGUCCGGUUUUCCCAGUGAAGAAGAUAAGAAGCACCAACAAAGGAGCAUUAUUGGCUUCUUACAGGCUGGAAACCCAACUCUGUCAGCCACUGGGUAUAUGCUAGAGAAAACUGACAAAGAUCAGUUUCAAAAACCUCUAGAAAUAUCUCAUAAGAAGAGUUUCUUUGAUAAAAAGCGAUCAGAAAGGAAAUGGAGCCAUCAAGACACAUUUAAAUGUGAAGCUUUGGGUAAACCAAGUUUACAGACAUCAUAUUCAGUUCAAGUUUUAAAGAAGAAGAUGAAUGAGAAUUUAGAAACGUCGGAGAAUUCAAAUAACUCUCAGAUAUUUACCUGCCCAAUUUGCUUUAGGGAGCAAAGAAGCAUCAGUCUGGAAGCCUUUAAUAAACAUAUAGAUGCAUGUCUUGAUGGACAUUUGAUCAGUGAAAACUCCAAUGUGUUCUCAUGUUCACACGCUUCCUCUACAGAAGUUAACAAGAAAGAAAAUGUACAUCCUUCAUUCUCACUCCAUGGGAAGCAGGAUUAUGAAACCCACCAGAAGGAUUCAGAAAUCAGUUCAGUAAAUUGUGUAGAGCUAGUGGAGACUGAAGAUAACCCACGUAAAGCAAAAAGUAUAGCUGGCUUAAGUGAUAAGCACAGCAAAGAGGAAUGUGCUAGUCUUUCAAGCAAAUCAUUUAAUAUUGACACACGGUGUCACAAUUCUUCCUCUACUGUUUCAUUGGAAGAUAUUGGGUCAUUAAGUCGGCAAGAAUCCUCCAAGUCUUAUUUACAUGAAGAGAUAACAGACCAACCUCUAGUUUGUCCUGUUUGUAACCUAGAGCAAAAGACUUCGGAUCUUACCCUGUUCAAUGUGCAUGUGGAUGUAUGUUUAAAUAAAGGCAUUAUCCAGGAACUGAGAAUGGAAAAAGUUAGUGUAGCUAACCAACCCAGAGAAAGCGCCCAAAGUACUGAUAACUCAGGCAGAGUGCAGAAGACUGCAACAAAACCAAAAAGGCCAGGAUUGAUGACAAAGGACUCAGCAUCAAAGAAAACAAAACCAAACAAUCCCAGACACACUCUUGAUGUAUUUUUUAAAUGAACAUUGAACAUUUUAUCAUUGAACAUUUUAUUCUUAAUAAGAAACUUUUUAUUUUAUAAUCAAUGGAUCUCUUCUUCAUUAAGUUUACAGAUUCAUGUAGUGAAAGGCAAGUGCAAUAAAUCCUCCCCAAAUGACAUUUCUUUUAUAUGAAUUUGGAAUAUGUGCUAAUUAACUUUUGUAAACAUCUUUUGGAUAACCAUGAGAAUUUCACUUCUAUUAUACAUCAAUCAGAAAUCAGUCCUGUUAGAGCUAAUUUUAAAAUGAGAAAUUAGGAUGGAAUCAAAAAAUGAUUUUUUUCCUUAUCAUGUUUUAUAGUGAAUAUAAAAACAUAUUUAUAAGGGCUUUCAGAAGUCCACACAAACCUAGUUUAGCAUAAGAAUUUUUCAGCACUGGGGCACCUGGCUGGCUUAGUUAAGGUUAAGCACCUGA
Enhydra lutris kenyoni (northern sea otter) is the source of this 3197-nucleotide messenger RNA. Its product is annotated as DNA polymerase kappa. Bases 156 to 2768 code for a protein of 870 amino acids. Gene Ontology annotation, biological process: error-prone translesion synthesis. The transcript is spliced from 15 exons. The record is from RefSeq and is a predicted model, not a curated record. Lineage: Eukaryota; Metazoa; Chordata; Mammalia; Carnivora; Mustelidae. Gene Ontology annotation, cellular component: nucleus. Gene Ontology annotation, molecular function: damaged DNA binding; DNA-directed DNA polymerase activity.